Chelonus insularis is the source of this 2194-nucleotide messenger RNA. RefSeq names its product opioid-binding protein/cell adhesion molecule homolog. The transcript has 9 exons. Gene Ontology annotation, cellular component: neuronal cell body; axon; plasma membrane. NCBI's taxonomy places the organism in Eukaryota, Metazoa, Arthropoda, Insecta, Hymenoptera, Braconidae. The record is from RefSeq and is a predicted model, not a curated record. Gene Ontology annotation, biological process: homophilic cell-cell adhesion; synapse organization. The coding region runs from base 634 to 2043 and encodes 469 amino acids. Gene Ontology annotation, molecular function: protein binding; axon guidance receptor activity.
AAAUUAACAGCUGAAUGGAUAACUCGAUGAAUGACUCUAUGGGAGAUUCGUGACGCUGUGUAAAUUGAACAAAUUAUAAAAGAAUGCUGUCGAUGUUGGUGGCAAAUCCUCUAUAUAGCUCUUUAUAUAUCCAACUUCUACAUGGAUACUGAUUCAAAAACUCCAAAGACUUUUAUAUCUUAUACAGAAUCCUUUUCAGUUUCAUCUUAUGACUCAUAAUGACUGAAAAUAUUCAUCAUCAAUUAACAAAACCAGCACAUUUCAGUGUGUAAUUAAGUGAAUUAUUUGAAGGUCCAAAAAAUAAUUGUGGUGAUGAAGAGAGCAUGUGAAUACUGCAGUGAGAUCCACUGGAUCGUGAGCAGUGGACAACUGGACGUAAUUACAUAUCCCAGAUGAAUGUAGCUGUGAGUAUUAGAAAGUAAGAAGCACCCAAGGGAACAGAAGUCGACAGGCCGUCACAUCCGCAUCAGUUUGUCUUGAAAACGCGCACGCUUCGCGCGUACUGCCCUUGAACUUUUCACCCUGGAUACCUGAAAAGCAUUUAUAUAUUAAAAGCCAGUUUAUUUCACUGUAUAAUUAUUAUUGUAUAUUAUAUUAGUGAUAUUUACUACAUUAUUGACAUUGAUAAAUGUAAUGUAUUCUCAGUGGACUACUUGUAUCAUCGUUAUCGGUAUUUGGAUCCCAUCAUGCAAAAGCUUCAACGGUGCCCAGACGACAGUGAAGACGUAUCAAAAUAACACAGUGGUUUUACCAUGCCACGUAGACAGUCUUGAUGUUCCUAUUAUAAUUCGAUGGUGGCGUGAGGAUGUUUUAUUAGCUGACAGUAGUGAUCCCAAUUGGAUGCCCCCACCACGUAUAAAAAUGUUGGACAACAUGAGUUUAGAAGUAUCUCAAAUUCAACCUAAAGAUUCUGGAAAAUACUUUUGUCAAGCAUUAAGACCAGCGCCUUGGGGUCAUGUUACUCAAGUACAUGCAAUUGAAGUCUUGUAUCCACCGAGUGUUCACUCAGUUCCAGAAGCUGGUGAACUUGAGGUAAACUUUGGUGAUGAAGUGGAAAUGGCUUGUAUAGCUAAAGGAGUUCCUUUUCCAAGUAUAUCAUGGAGAAUGAAGGAUGAAGAGAUGAAGUUGUUGGACGAAAGAUCAAAAUUGCGCUUUCGAGCAGACAAUCGCAGUCUUACUGGUCGAUAUACAUGUGUAGCUGACAAUGGUAUUGGCGAAGCUGCAACAGCAUCAAUCGAUCUUCGAAUACGCUAUAAACCAGAAAUUGAAGUAAAGAAAUCAUGGAUCCAUGCUUCUCCGGGAAUUAGAGUGCAACUGGACUGCAAGAUUAUCGCUUAUCCGGAGGCAACUGUAGAGUGGUUGUUUGAAAAUGAAAGCCUAGCUUACUCUUCAAGAAUAGUUAAACACACUUCUGGUCAGACUCAUAGUUUGGUUAUUAGAAAUGUAAGACCAUCGGAUUAUGGUUGCUAUAUUUGUCGAGCAUCAAAUGAUCUUGGAACUACUGAAGGCACUAUUGAAUUAUCAGGAAUAGCUAAUGCUGCCGUCUUUAAAGGAUUUAACGUAAUUGGACCAAAUGCAUAUAAUUUUAUUUGGGAAGUUGACAGUUAUAAACCAAUAAUUGAAUAUCAAUUUUGGUUUCGUAGAUAUUCGCCAUCGGAGCGUGGACGAGAUUGGCACAAAUUAUUUAUCCCCAGUGGAAGUGAUGCUAUUGGUCCUCUCCAUUCAAAGUCAUUCAAUCUCACAGGUUUAUCACCUGCAACACACUAUGAAGCACUUGUUCUCUCUAGAAAUCGAUAUGGAUGGAGUAAGCCAUCAAAAGUCCUCAGAUUUGCUACUGAGAGUACAUCAACUCGAAAAGAGCAUUAUAAAGUUGAAAACGAAUUAGAAGAAUCUUCACUCGUAACGGUGAACAAUGUUUUAGCUGUACAAGAUUUCGAUUCAACUCUGAGUAACAAUGGUUCAGUCACUUCUAAUAAGAUUCAUUUGAUAACUUUAAUGUUGAAUAUUGUUUUAUUUUUGAUGCAGUCUUUGAAUAGAUUUUAAAUUAUGCCAUAUGCUAUUAAUAAUUUUUUCCCAAAUUAUUACUCGUUUACAACAGCGUAACAGUUUAUUUACUUGUACACCAUUUUAUCAAAGACAUUAAUACUAAUUGUAGCAUUGUAAAAUAAUGUUAAAUACCUAAAAAAUAAAAAUA